Exophiala aquamarina CBS 119918 is the source of this 1356-nucleotide messenger RNA. RefSeq lists its product as uncharacterized. Lineage: Eukaryota; Fungi; Ascomycota; Eurotiomycetes; Chaetothyriales; Herpotrichiellaceae. The transcript has 4 exons. The coding region runs from base 205 to 1356 and encodes 383 amino acids. The record is from RefSeq and is a predicted model, not a curated record.
AUCACAGCCGAUAACAAGGCCACCUCGGCUACCGGCAAGGAGAAAAAGGUCACAAAGUCUCGCCAGCGGACCGAGAAAAAGAAGAUUCAGGACCGUCUAGCCCAACGGGCAGCACGCGAGAAGACCAGACAGAGGAUUGCUUCGCUCGAACUGGCUCUAAACAGCUUCAAGUCUAGUGAUGACACAACCCACACCACUUCACUGAUGCGCACGAUUGCGAACCUACGAGAUAGAAACCAUCAGCUUCUAUCCACGUUCAACAAGAUACAAAAUGCGAUCAGCCUGGUCGCGCUCAUCUCUGAAGACGGCGCGACGGGAGACAAAAUCGAACCCAAACCUUGGGCCGCUAGCCCAGGAAACAUCGACAGCCCUCCAUGCUCUACGCCCUUCAUCGCUCAACCGGAGCUUGUCCCCCCCGAUUUUACCCAUAGCCACUCUAGUGAAUCUGCUUACGACGCCCUUGUAGCAGCGAUUACUACACAAAGAGGAACUCUUGAAGUGGGCGCCAACGUAGUACCUGCGGUCCAGAGCACGGCAGAUAGUGGAGUCGGGAACAAGUUCGAUUUUGAGCAGCACAACAUAUUCGACCUUCUCGAUCAGACAGCCUCGGCCGCUUGGAAUACGUACAGAUCCCCAUUGUUCAAUGAUCUCCGGCCUGCUACAAUCGACGUGACAGGAGCCGUCGUUUCAGACUUCCAAAAGUGGUAUUUUGGAAAUUCAGCCUACUUGGGAGCCCUUGACUCGGUCAAGAGACGAGUCCGGUCAGCGACAACCAUGGAUUUUCAAGUUGCCUUCCAAGCUGCGUUGUGGGGUUGGAAGAGCGUUGGUCAGGAAGCUGAACACCCUGUGUGGAAUGCUUUGCGACAGGUUGACGAGUGUAUCUUUGGCAGUUGGACAUCUAAGGCUCAAAGGAUCGCAUUGAUGUAUGUCUGCCAGACCUUGAUACAGUAUCGCGAGGAUCCGACGCCAGGGAACCUGAGUCGGGUCCCUGGUUUUCUACAGCCCAGACCCGCCCAAGAACGAUUGGACCACCCAGUUGUUAUCGAUUUUCUCAUAUGGCCUGGCAUGCGUGAUCGCUUGGUCUUCGAGCAUGAGAAGUAUACCGCAUCGGGAUUGUUCUCGGCAGCGUAUGUAGAGAACUUUUCCUUUUUCUGGCCUUAUCCCGACGAAGAGAUAUUCCAUUAUGAUCCUCUACAAGAUCAGUUCGAAUUUUCUCCAGUCUUUCUGCACUAUGUGUACAAUUACAAGAACUGGACGAUGAAGGCAGGCUUUUUCGAAACUUGUCCGGAAAUGAAGUACGACGUCCCCGCCUUUGAGAACUCUGCAACCACCGCUGAACCCGUGACUUGGGUUUGA